Electrophorus electricus (electric eel) is the source of this 645-nucleotide messenger RNA. The record is from RefSeq and is a predicted model, not a curated record. NCBI's taxonomy places the organism in Eukaryota, Metazoa, Chordata, Actinopteri, Gymnotiformes, Gymnotidae.
AUGGCACACCAGGGUCAGAGUAAAGAGAAAACACUACAGAAGAUGGUGGUCUCAGUUUCAGAUAUUCCACUGACACGAUGGGUCCAGCAAAGCAUCCUUGCAGUGUUGCUCCUGAACCACCUGAUGGAGCAGCUGGAGCAGGCCCUGUCUCCUCUGGAGUACAUGAUGAAGUGCUACCCAGAGAUCAAGGAGAAGAAGGCGGUGGCAAGCUUUUGACAAAAACAUAGCAGUACAUAAUGUGGUACAAAAUAAACUGCUGACCACCUGCUCCAGGUGAGUCCCAUCAGGAACCUGUCAGACGGUCAGAAGUGCUGCGUCUGCUUUGCCUGGAUGGCUUGCCAGAGCCCUCACGUGCUCUUCCUGGACGAGCCCACCAACCAAUUGGACAUCGAGACCGUCGACACGCUGGCCCACGCCGUCAACGAGUUUGAAGGAGGGGUGAUGUUGGUCAGCCAUGACUUCCGGCUCAUCCAGCAGGUGGCUCAGGAAAUCUGGCUGUGUGAGAACCAGACCAUCACCAAGUGGAACACGGACAUUUUGGCAUACAAGGAGCACUUGAAGGCGACAAUUGAUAAGCAGACGCAGGACGUUUAAAUGCCUAUGAACAGAAUUUCUGUGUCUUGCUCUUGCAAUAUUGCAUGCGUG